This is a messenger RNA of Oppiella nova, 791 nucleotides long. NCBI's taxonomy places the organism in Eukaryota, Metazoa, Arthropoda, Arachnida, Sarcoptiformes, Oppiidae. The record is from the annotation of a GenBank genome assembly.
CUGUACACUCAUGUCAUAUGUGUGUGCAUUGAACGGGUGUUUCACUGUAUUCGUCACCAAAACAAACCAUUCAGUCAGCGAUUAUCUCCUCAUUUGUCGCCACAGUUUCGGUGGAGAUCUGAUUGCCGACCAAAACCCGCACCCAAUCAGUGGACAACACACCCGCGCACCCAAUCGGUGGCCAAUCGCCCGCACAGACCACACAAACCACACACACAAUGAUCGACAGCCUGUUCAUCAUUAACCAAACCGGCGACAUAUUCAUGGAGAAGCACUGGAAGUCGGUGGUGCACCGGUCGGUGUGCGACUACUUCCUGGAGGCGCAGCACCGGAACCACGUGUCGGCGACCCUACCCUCUGGUCAGCUGUCGAACGUCCCCUGGAGGCGGACGGGCGUCAAGUACAACAACAACGAGGCCUACUUCGACGUGAUCGAGGAGAUCGACGCCAUCAUCGAUAAGAGCGGUUCCGUUGUUUCCGCCGAAAUUCAAGGAUACAUCGACUGCUGCAUCAAACUGUCGGGAAUGCCGGACCUAUCGCUGUCGUUCGUGAACCCGCGGCUGUUCGACGACGUGUCGUUCCACCCGUGCGUCCGAUUCCGGCGCUGGGAGUCGGAGCGGGUGCUGUCGUUCGUGCCGCCAGACGGCAACUUCCGGCUCAUGUCCUACCAUAUCGGCGCCCAGAAUAUGGUGUCGAUUCCCAUAUACAUCAGACACCACAUCUCGUUCAAGGAGGUGGGCGCCGGUAAGAUCGAGAUCCAGAUCGGCCCCAAACAGACCAUGGGCAAACUG